Molecule: messenger RNA, 2768 nt
Organism: Microtus oregoni (creeping vole)
Lineage: Eukaryota; Metazoa; Chordata; Mammalia; Rodentia; Cricetidae
Gene: Plk5
Product: polo like kinase 5 (inactive)
Exons: 15
Coding region: 130-1932 (600 amino acids)
Biological process (GO): protein phosphorylation; mitotic cell cycle; regulation of cytokinesis
Cellular component (GO): cytoplasm; nucleus; centrosome
Molecular function (GO): ATP binding; protein serine/threonine kinase activity; protein binding
Source: RefSeq, a predicted model, not a curated record
AGCAGAUGGAGCCCCAUUCACAGCGGCGGCAGCGGAGCCGCCAGAUGGUGGCCUCCUUCCUGCGCGACCCGGGCUCAGGGCGUGUGUACCGGCGCGGGAAACUGAUCGGCAAGGGGACUCUGGUGUGGAAUGUCUGGGUGUGACAGCUGCGGAGCCUUGGCUGAGUCUGUAGCAGGCCUGUGUCUUGGGUGUGGCCCACUGUCUGCAUCUUGUCUCCUGUCCUCUGCAGGGAGCCUUCAGCCGUUGCUACAAGCUCACAGACAUGUCCACCAGUGCGGUGUUCGCCCUCAAGGUGGUGCCAAGGGGCGGGGCGGGGCGGCUGCGCCUGCACGGGAAGGGACCUUCAUGGGGACACAGGUGGAGCGUGAGAUCGCCCUGCACAGCCGUCUACGCCAUCGCAACAUCGUGGCCUUCCACGCACACUUCGCAGACCGCGACCACGUCUACAUGGUGUUGGAGUACUGCAGCUGCCAGUCCCUGGCUCACGUGCUGAAGGCACGGAGGACGCUGACGGAGCCUGAGGUGCGCUAUUACCUUCUGGGACUGGUCAGCGGCCUGCGCUACCUGCACCAUCAUCGCAUUGUGCACAGGGACCUGAAGCCCAGUAACUUCUUCCUUAACAAGAACAUGGAGGUGAAGAUCGGAGACCUAGGGCUGGCUGCCCGGGUGGGGCCCACCGGUCACUCCCACAGGGUGCUCUGCGGAACCCCAAACUUCCAGGCUCCUGAGGUGGUGUCCCGCAAUGGACACUCCUGCAAGUCUGAUAUUUGGGCUCUGGGCUGCGUCAUGUACACGGUGCUGACGGGCACGCCCCCCUUCGCUGCGGCGCCCCUGUCGGAGAUGUACCGACGUAUCCGGGAAGGCCACUACCCCCAGCCCGCUCACUUGUCUCCCAGCGCCCGCAGCCUCAUCGCGCGGCUCCUGGCACCCGACCCUGCUGAGCGGCCCAGCCUGGACCACGUACUCCAGGACGAUUUCUUUACUCAGGGCUUCACUCCAGAGCGGCUGCCUCCACAUUCCUGCCACAGCCCGCCCGGUUUUGCCUUCCCACCACAGCUGGGCAGAUUGUUCCGCAAAGUGGGCCAGCUCCUGCUGACCCAGUGCCGGUCACCUUGUCCCUUUACCUCAAAAGAGCCUUCAGGUCCUGCAGAAGAAGGGACGGAACCUGACCACCUGGAGUCCAGCAAUGGGGACAGGUUUCCUCUCUGUGCUGAGAGUCCGGUCCUCCUCACACUCGGGACCCUGCAGACCAACCUAGCAGACCCAAAGGGGUGCUGGGCUCUUCAGGUGGAGGCGGCAACCAGGAAAAUGCACCUAUGCCUGGAUGCAGGACCUGUGGCUGCCCAGGAACCCCCAGGGGAGCAGCGGCCUGUCCUCUGGGCUCCCAAGUGGGUGGAUUAUUCCCUCAAGUACGGCUUUGGCUACCAACUGUCUGAUGGGGGCAGUGGCGUGCUGUUUCGGGAUGGCUCCCACAUGGCGCUGCGCCCCCAAGGAGGCCAUGUCUCCUACCAACCUGACCAAGGGAGUCUGUGGACCUUCGCCCUGAGGGAUGUCCCCAGCCCGCUGCGUGCCAAGCUGGCUGUCCUGCGGCUUUUUGACUGCUAUAUGCAGAGGCGGCUGAGAGAGGAGGGGACUGCGUCCAUGGCUGUGGCACCCGCUUCACUUGACUUCUCUCUGCUGAAUUUCAUUGCCGAUUCCCGGGCACUGGUCAUGUUGUUUAGCAACGGGACCGUACAGGUCAGCCUCAGGACGUCCCAAACGCAGCUGGUGCUGAGCGGGGAAGGUGAAGGCUUUCUGCUCACCCUCUGGGAGCUGGGAAGGCCGGGUAUGGGCAGCUCCUACUCACUGGACGUCCUACGGAGUUAUGGCUGCACUCCCGCCAUCCACCAGCACCUGCGCCAUGCGCUAUGCCUGCUCCACAGUGUCAGAUGAGUCAGAAGGUCUGACUGAACCUCUGCAUGUCGGUGCUGGAGACCUGGGCUCUACUGCUUCUGUCUGCUUCUGCUCUACAGUUGGCGUCCAUGGAGGGUGGACACAUUGGGGUCUUUGAUUUAUGGUAUGAGCUGGGCAGUGGCGGCACACACCUUUAAUCCCAGCACUUGGGAGGCAGAGGCAGGCAGAUCUCUGUGAGUUCGAGACCAGCCUUGUCUACAAGAGCUAGUUCCAGGACAGGCUCCAAAUCCACAGAGAAACCCUGUCUCGAAAAAAACAAAACAAAACAAAAAACCCAAAAAAACCAUGUUCCUGUAAGUUGGAGUCUAUCUCUUUUUGCUUGUUUAUUUUAGAUUCAUUUGUGUUCUGUGAAUGAAUGUUCUUGCAUGCACCUUUGGGCAUCACACGAGCAUCUAGCAUCUGUAGAGACCAGGAGAGGGUGUCAGGACCCCACACCACACCUCUGGAACUGGAAUUACAGAUGGUUGUGAGUCACCAUGUGGGUGCUGAGACUCAAAUCUGGCUCCUCUGCCAGAGCAAGUGCCCUCAACCACUGAGCUGUCUCUGCCAGAGCGACAAGUGCCCUCAACCACUGAGCUGUCUCUGCCAGAGCAACAAGUGCCCUCAACCACUGAGCUGUCUCUGCCAGAGCGACAAGUGCCCUCAACCACUGAGCUGUCUCUCCAGCUUUUUGCUGGUGUUGUUUGUAAAUCAGAGUGACCUGUAGCCCAGGCUGGCCUGGAAUUUGUGGAAUAUUUGUUUAACGAUGCAGAGAUGUUUUGUCUUUAACUAUGCAAAGAUAUGUUGCGUUUGUCUAAUUAUGUAAAGAUGCUGCU